Messenger RNA from Phytomonas sp. Hart1, 1713 nucleotides. The record is from the annotation of a GenBank genome assembly. NCBI's taxonomy places the organism in Eukaryota, Euglenozoa, Kinetoplastea, Trypanosomatida, Trypanosomatidae.
AUGGGCAUGGAAGCCGCUGACCUCAGUCUCAUAGCAGCUGACAACCAGGCGUCCCCUAUAGUACCUGCGGCAUAUAGCGACGGUGGGACCCAACAAAGCAUAGGUAUUGAUAAAGUAAAUAGGAUAGGAGCUCAUAAACAUCGUCAUGCUCAAGCAGCAGCAAAAGCUUCGCAAAUCUCUUUGGCUGGACGAGAAAGUGGCUCUAUAUUGGUAUUUGCUGAACACUCAGAUCGCCUCCUUUGUGAUCCGACUAAUUCCCUGAGGGCAUAUGGUGUCUAUCAGUUUAAGUACGUUUCAACGCCUGCUGAAAGCGAAGCCGAGGUACAGGAAUUGCUUGAUCGCCUCAUGCGGACCGCCAUGAGCGCGUAUGAACGCUCUGUUGAGGUUUAUAUGAACCUUUCUAAUGAUAUGAAGACAGCAUUGAUGCUACGUCAUGUACCAAUGAUGGUUUCACAAGUUGUUGCACUACCUUCUCUCUUGUCAAAGCUCAAGAUUUCUGUUAUGCAAAAGAAAGCGAAUACUGUAGAGAGAGCUUCCAUUUAUUCCUCCCGAAGGAAGAGUGGAACCGCAUUUUUUAAUCCACCACGACCCAUGUUUCUCCCAUCUACUACAAAUUGCCGUAAAAAGGUUCCGAUGCCACAACAGCAACAACUUUCACCGAAGAAUGGAGGCAGGAAACUGUCCUAUGUACAUGUUGCGCGAGAUUUGAAGGGAAUUGGAAAUAUAAGCAGUUCUUCGCGACCUAUAGGGAAUGCGCCAACACUUAGUUUUUGCUCUGUUAGCCACAGCGAUGAAGCUUUGGAGUAUAAAAAAACACGCCAGUGUCCUAGUAAGACUUUUGAAGAUGACGUGAUCGCCGUUUCGGCGGCGGCAAUGAACACUGCUCAGUCUCUCACCGCAUUGGAGCACCCACAGCCGACCGGCCACAGCGAUGCCAAGGACACUUUCCACAGCAAUCGAUUAGAGGAGGUGGUCCAAACUUUAGCUCAGCUCUGGCCGCACUACAGUGACGACGAGCAAGCAAAUCUGAUGCAAUCACGCCCAUACCAGAAACAACAACGGUCUUCAUCACGCGGUGUCUACGAAUCUGCAAGAAUGAAUGGUAAUGGUGUUGAUCAAUGUAAUUCCCAAAUGGGAGAGGAAACCCUUGAAGGUGAUUCCUUUCUUUCUAGUAUGUCAUUAAAAUCACGCCCGACCAUUCAUGUACUUAUUGAUAUCAUUGCUUCACGUAAAGCCCUUGGUGCUAAUCCUUCUCAGAGUAGGCCACAUCAACUGGCACAACUCAUUUACACAGGUCUUCAGCGAUACAGCAAGGCUGCGUGUCUACACGCCUGUAUUGGAAUCAGCGACACAAAUAUUAAGCUAGUAUGUCGUGAUGUGCUUUUUCCACUCCAGGUCUCGCCUUCUGUUGUUAGCAGUGGAACUUCUUUCAGAGGACAUACUGCUAGAACACCACUGCGACGGAGCGGCUCUAUGAUUUACUCAGAGGGGUUAAAUUCUGUGAACCAAACACGUUUGGCAGAACCAGGGAAGAGAACGGGUAAACUAUCACGGUUUAAUAUCCAUAAGGGUGAUACCACUGGUUUUCAUGAUGAUACUAAUGCGACCACAUUCUCUUCUGGACUACUCCCAUGUACACGGCUUCCCCCAGUUGGUGUUGAACUUAUUGACCAAGCACAUCUAUUUAUUUGUAUGCCUUCAAACUUUUUAUAG